Molecule: messenger RNA, 5221 nt
Organism: Priapulus caudatus
Lineage: Eukaryota; Metazoa; Priapulida; Priapulimorpha; Priapulimorphida; Priapulidae
Product: RNA polymerase II-associated protein 1-like
Exons: 25
Coding region: 170-4243 (1357 amino acids)
Biological process (GO): transcription by RNA polymerase II
Cellular component (GO): nucleus
Source: RefSeq, a predicted model, not a curated record
AUCAAACAUGAUCAUUGGCUGUGAACAGAAUGAAACUAAUGCUGUUUGUGACAAAUUGUACAAUUACUGCACUGCAACUAGUACUCUUUUGUACUAGAUAUCUUUGGUAAUGUUUGCAUUGCAUGACAUAGCUAUUUGAAGGUCUGCUAGUUGCAGUGACUGUUAAAAAAUGGCAGAACGGCUACAAAGAGGUGAGACCGAAGAAGACUUACUCCGAUUCCAAAAAGAGUUCCUUGCUGCAAAGAGCAAGCCAUCAGCGGUUGUUGUUAAAAGGAAAUCUCUAGCAGGAAAGGGAGAGAAAGACACAACACCUGCCAAAUGUUCUGGUCUGAAUAGGCCAGUCGAUCACGAUGUUGUAUCUAUGGAUGUCAUUGUCAAUACCCCAGUGCCAGGAGAGGAGCCAGACCGGAAGAAGUCAAAGUUUAAAGAAAGAAAGAAUGUAAAGUUUGCUGAUGAGGAAAUGGACACAGAAGCUCUGCUAGAUGAGCAUGAUACUCAUUUGACGGCAGUCCUGUCUAAGAUAAUAGAACGGGAUGUUGGAGCAAGCCGUGUUUCACUGCCCCUUCCAAACAGGCAGGGCUUUCCAGUGGCACAACACAGGGGUGUAGUUGAUAAAGAUCUGCCUCUCGGCCAGCCAGGCAAGAGACAAAGCCUAUUUUCUCAACAGCUUCAAAAAUCAAAUCCAACAUUCUUCAGUGCAUCAAAGCCUGAUAUAGUGCUGGGUCAGGAAGAUCAUGACAUGAAGCGACAGCCGUCUUCAUCUCCUGUGUCAGCGACACAUGAGAGGAACGCAAAUGAGAAGAUAGAAAAACACCGGAUGGCAGUAGAGGAGGUCGAGACAGCUCUAGGUUCUAACAGUUGCAUCAUAGAGGGAUCUGGGCUGGGCCCAGCAUUUGGAAAAGUAGCAAUCCAAUCGAUACACGAAGAGAAUGUCAGUAAGCUUGCAGCAAUGUCAAAUAAGGAGAUUCUCCAGGAACAGGAAAAACUUGCUGCCACAAUAGAUCCAAAGAUAUUGGGUUUUUUAUUGACUCGACGGAAACCUAGUGAUGUUUCCAUGGCAACCAAUGUAAUGGAACCAGUACGCCCCCCAUCAGCCAGUAAACGUGCCGAGGAGCUUCUUGAGGCGAUGAAGGCAGUAGCUGGCGGGAGUCGAGCAGGCACGGAUGAGAAAGUGGAAACAACUGGGGCCGGGAAACAUGACGUUCCAGAAUUAGAUGAAUCGGAGCUGCUUGUAAAACCGAAGAAGGAGUGGCUGAACAUGAACAAAAUUGAGUAUGACAAAAUGGCAUGGUUGAAGGAGCUUCCACCAGUUGACAAAAACAAGAUCAACUGCCCAGCACGAUUUGAUUUUGAGGGCAUGCUGGUUCCAAGAAGUGAAGAGAUUCCAGUAUCCCGAGGCCUUCAUCACCAUGGAGAUGAACCUGAGGUGGCAGGCUAUACACUGGAUGAGCUCAUGCAUCUCAGUCGAAGUACAAUCCUGCAGCAGAGAGUAAUCGCAUUGCAGACAAUCACCAAAGUUCUGAACCUGGCACACUGCGGAAUGUAUGAUGGCUACCUGUCGCAGCCCGUCAUUCCUCAGCUUCUUGAUGCAGGGCUGAUCUUCCUACUGAGAUUCUCCCUUGACGAUCCUGCCCUGCCUGUUCUGAGUGCUUCUGUGCAAGCACUCGCCGAACUACUAGCGCCCCCAUCUGAUGAGGUGUGUCUUGACCGGGUAUUUGCAUGGCACCGAGGCACCGAAACACCAAGAAUGAGUGUUUCAGAGGAGCAAGUGAAAGAAAAGAGGGUGAAAGAGGAGGAAGAGAAUGGUCCACUCACCGACGCUGAGUUAGUGAAACAUGACCUGAUCAAAGGCCUGCUGAAGAUGUUUCUACUGCCGAGGCUGCGAUAUAUACUGUACAAGUGCGAAGCAGAUGAAAGUACCACUCAGAAAUUACUGGACCUGCUUAUUCGCGUGGCGCGCCACUCCUCUGAGGCAGCACAGCAGAUUUUAUACUGUCCUGGACUUUUAGAUAUCAUUCUAGAUAAAUACCUACCUAUAGUUUCAUGUGGCAUAGGUGGCACCAUGCCAUUGUCUCGAGCAUUAAAGCUGCUCAGAGUCAUCUGCAUGUCUGGCCGGUAUGCUGCGUCAACCAUGUUGGCCCGUCAUCGAGUGAUGAACAUUGUCACAUGUUACGUCACCGUGGAGCCAAGUGAACUGCUACCCGACGCCAGCGACGCAUUUGUGCUAAGCAACGAAGCGCUGAGGUUGUGGAUUGUCUGUGUUACGUACGGACAUGCCUGCGACGAGUUCCUAGAACUGUAUCCUCUACUGAUGGAGAACAUACGGCGCAUUCUGUCGUUAUACCAGCAAGGUGUCGUGACACCUGCACACUCGCAGCGCCUAACACUAAUCGUCAAGUUGCUAGAGAGUGUCACUAGUGUGGCAGCAACCAGAAAAGAUUCAUUAGAUCGACUGUCUAUGAGACCGAACGAGGCUGGUGACCAGCUAGCGCCACCUGCAGUCCGUUGGAGUCAUGUUAUGAGUUUAGUGCAGCCAAUUGAGACAUGUCUAAAAUUGUUGCUGGGCAGGUGGAUGCAGAUACUAGAUAUUGAAGAGUGCUAUACUGAGUUGGUUUCAGCUUGCAUGAAUUUCUUGGCAACCUACUACAACAAAUUUAAAUCUCAGUCAGAAUAUAAUGCUGUGGACUGCUUGGAACAUGUAGAUACACUCUGUAGUGAAUUGCUCCUUCAUUUUUCGACCUGCGACAGUUUCCAGAAAGCAUUGAGUAAAUUAGGAACCUUUACGGCAUUCUGUGAAAAAGUCAUUGACACAAAGCAUGUGGAAAGUGAUAGUCUCCCCACACUGCACUGUUCUCGCGAUGUAAUACUCUGCCCAGUAAUUAGAAGCAAGACACCAUAUGCUGUGAUAACAUCGUACCUGAGGAUGAUUGACACAUUCUCAAACUUGCACCAUGGCCUGAACACUCAGUUGUUUACCAGUGUGCUUGAGUGCGAUCACGUGGUAUCAUAUUUGCAACAUGUAGCCAGGACAACGCACCAAAGCUCAACAUGGGGCUGGUUCUCUAGGCAUGAGACUCACUUGCUAUAUUAUUUGGUCAGACUUAGUUCUAAGCAGUCCAUCGCUCAUGCCAGAGUGGACCACCAGGUGGCGCUAAGGGUACUUGCCAACCUGCUGACUGGGGAUGAGCACUAUGCCUAUAGUCUUCUGUCAUCUGUGAUAUUUAAUCCUGAACUAAUAAGAGCGAUAUUGAUGGACUCGGACAUUAUUGCGGGCGAUGUCGAAAAGCUGAAGUUGGUUGACCAGAAUUCGCUACAGGGAGCAGCACUGUUUGAAUUAGAAGCGUCAUCACAGCUGCUUCUUCGUGAGGCACUUGACCACGUGGCUAAGAUUCGAGGAACAUACAUGCAGGCAGCAUCAGCUUUGGGGAAACUUGCUGAAAAAUCAAGAUGCCAUGCAGAGCUACUGCCUUUUGCUGUGACAAGUCAGAUCCAGCAGCAAGCAUUUGAUACCAUUUUACCUCAUGACUGGAUAUUCUCACCUAUAGUUGACCUCUACAAUAAGUCCACAGAUAUAAGCAACUAUUGCAGUGCUCUUAAAGGCCAUUCUUUGGAGCUGUGUUCUCACAGAAGAAUUGGUGCCCUCAACUUCAGUGAAGCUGUACCUGGUAUUUCUUCAUUUGCUGACCUUUACAGAUCAUUGCUGGAGCAUUUUGAAGCUGUGUCGUUUGGUGAUGCAUUGUUCAGCUGUUUUGUGAUCGUCCCACUGCAGCAGCGGUACAGCACAGAGCUGAGAAAGGUUAUUUGGGGAGAACACAUGGACUGCCUCAGGAUUAUGCGUGUACCUCUGACCAAUCUUCCAGUUGCUAUCUCUGCAUAUCUUCAUCCUACAGAAACGGAUGUUGACCUCUUGACUUUGUAUUUCCGUGUACUAAUUGGUCAAAUAGUACAUCCUGAGACAUCUCCACUCAUGUACCUUGUAGCUGUGCGCCACAUUUCUAAUUUCCUGUUUGCGAACUUUGAUCCUAAAUGCCAAAUAUAUGACAUGAAAUACAAAUAUGAGGUCAAGAUCAGAAAGAAGAUGUUGCUGCAACUUUCUAGAGUAAACAACGUGGAACUAAGGCAGCACAUUUUGAGGUACAAGCAGGCAAGCACAGCAGAGACACUAGGAUUCGAACUGUAUGUCAAUGUGCCACAGCAUGUAAAUGAUGUUCUGUUUUCUCAUGGGCUCAGCACAGUUACGUGAAAUCUGGAGAACUUCUAUGGCGAUUCAUGGUCUUUUUAUACCAAUUAUAGAUAGUCAGGUGUGAGAAUUUAAGAAUUUUGUGCUCAAGAAUGCAGUAAAGCAUGAAAAUGAUUUCAAUGCAUAAUAUAUAUGCCAUAAACUAGCUUUGCAUACUAGUUCAGUAAUACCCCGCAUUAUGUUCCUGAUAUGAAACGGUUCUCUUGUAUGGAAUUUUUCAAAUGAGUGAACAGAUUGUUUUACCUAAAAAGUUGGCUUGCACAAUUGCCAUCAAGUUAAAAUUGAUGCACUAAAUAUGCAGCCAACUGCCAAGAAGUCUGGCAGGCAACAUUUUGUAUUAGUUGCUAACCCGUUAGACUGUUUCCACCAAGUGAGAAACAUCUACACCUGUAGUGUUUGGAAUGUGUUCUUGCAAUCGGUUCCCUGUAUGACAGGUACAGUGUGCAAAGUCUUAUUCUCAACUUUCUUUCCCUUCCUAGUAUUAUUUUAUUACUCGUCUACAUUAUGUAAAUACAUAAUGUGUUACAUUAUGUAAAUACAUAAUGUGUUACAUUAUGUAAAUACAUAAUGUGUUGUAUUCAAUACGCGUUUUUGAUAGUGUUCACUUUGAUAAUUGUGUGUGCACUAUGGUAGACUAAGGUAUUACUUCAUAACACUUUCUGUAGGCAUGCAUCUCUAAUUAUGUAAUGGAAACCAGCCGGAAUAUGUGGAUUACCUGUUGUGAUUUCCCCUUACGGGAAAUUUACAGUCAGCGUUUUUCUGGAAUGUAUUACUUCCGCAAUGCUGAGUAUUACAAAAUCUCUGUUAUGUGUGAAAUCAUGUAGGUUGGGAAAUAGUCACGUGGUGAAUAGUGAAUCAGAAUGCGAGUUGGCAUACUUUGUUACUAUAAGUGAAACCGUGGAGAACUUGUAUUGCCACUUUAUACGUGCAACUACUAUUAGUAGAGAACCUUUUGAAUAAAAUUUGUCUUUACAGCCAUUA